Messenger RNA from Zootermopsis nevadensis, 4746 nucleotides. RefSeq names its product DNA mismatch repair protein Msh6 (gene Msh6). Gene Ontology annotation, molecular function: ATP-dependent DNA damage sensor activity; ATP binding; mismatched DNA binding. NCBI's taxonomy places the organism in Eukaryota, Metazoa, Arthropoda, Insecta, Blattodea, Termopsidae. Gene Ontology annotation, cellular component: MutSalpha complex; nucleus. The record is from RefSeq and is a predicted model, not a curated record. Gene Ontology annotation, biological process: mismatch repair.
GUACGUUACAGCAAUGUCUCAAUCAAACAACGUUCUCACGAACAGAUUUAUUAAACGUCUUAGUGCAAUGUACGUUGCGGUAUUUUUGUCCAAAUGAAGGAUGGUACCCAUGAUUUUACCCGCCAUCGGCCGGGAAUAUUGUAAUUGUGUGCAGUUUUUUUAUAGGUGAGAUGUAAGAAGUUGAGGUCAAUAUGGCACAGAAAAAUACACUUUUUAAUUAUUUUACGAAGUCUCCCAUACAAUCGAAAUUACAGAAUGGAGGUUCACUUCAAACAAACGAUAAUUUUUUGGGAAAAGCUGGCGCAGCUACCCCUUCAUCAGCAAGCAAGAAAGGCACUAAAAAGACACCAGCAAAGAAAGGUAGUAAGAAAAUCGUUGAAACAGCAACUUCAGUAACACAUGGCAAGGAACAGAAUAAAGGAAAAGAGUUUGGUGUUUAUGAUAUAGUUUGGUCAAAGUUAGAUGGAUAUCCUUGGUGGCCAAGUUUGGUCUGUAAUCAUCCCAGAUUGAAAACUCAUGUUAAAGAAAAUGACAUUCAUGUUCAGUUCUUUGAUGAUCCACCUACAAGAGCAUGGAUCCACAAGAAGUAUGUGGAGAUGUAUCUAGAUGGAAUGAAGAAGCUAGCUCCAAUUAAAGACAAAGACAAAUGGAGAACAGCCUGUAACCAGGCUGAUUCUGCUUUAAAGCUUUCAAAUUUGGAGCGCAGUGAACUCAUUGUUGAUUAUCCUGAUGAUUCAGCUAGUGACACAGAAUGUGAAGAUGAAGAAGAAGCUGAAGGUGUGAACAAGAAGGACCAAGAAGUUGCUCAAGAAGAUCCAAGUCCUCCACUGAAGAAGAGACGGAUCCUUGUACUGGAUAGCGAGGAUUCAGAGGAUGAAUACAAACCAAAAAAGGAAGAGCUUGAUGUGCUGUCAGAGUCUGCAAGUUCUGGUAUCGAAUCUGAUGAAGUAUCAGGCAUCGAAAGUGUUGAAGGAUCUGAAGAGGGAACUCCUGUAAAGGUAAAUAAACGAAAACGAUCUUCAUGUAGUAAAUCAUCGAAGAAGAGUAAAAGUGUUGAUCUAAAUUCAACACCAUCAAAUGAAGUCAGCAAGGAAACAAGAGCAAAGUUGGCUGUAUUUCCUUCUGAAGAGAAUUCUGCUGUAAAAAGGAAUGACCUUGAAAUCUUCUCUUCACCUUCCCAGACAGUUAAGGAUGGAACAAAAGUGAAAUUAGCAUUAUUUUCAUCCAAGGAGAACACAGAAGCUAAACAAGCUGAAACUGUAAGUUCAGAACCAUGGCCUCAUUUGAAGCUUGAUUUUUUGAAACCAAAUAAAAUUCGUGAUGCUAAGAGACGAACUCCUGCAGAUCCUGAUUAUGAUCCCAAGACACUCUUUGUACCUGAAGAAUUUAAAAGGAAUCUGACUCCUGCACUGAGACAGUGGUGGGAGAUGAAGUCCCAGCACUUUGAUUGUAUUCUGUUCUUCAAACUUGGGAAAUUUUAUGAACUGUACCACAUGGAUGCUGUGACAGGUGUGAACGAGCUUGGAUUGCAGUACAUGAAGGGAGAUAAUGCACAUUCUGGAUUUCCUGAAAUAGCCUAUGGGAGAUUUUCCAGUAGCCUUAUAGAGAAAGGCUACAAAGUGGCUCGUGUUGAGCAGACAGAGACACCGGACAUGAUGGGGGAGCGCUGUAAAGGAAUGGCAAAAGUUAGCAAAUUUGAUAAAGUAGUGAAAAGAGAAAUAUGCCAGAUCACAGCAAAAGGGACAAGAGUCUUCAGUGUUAUUGAUGGAGGUGUAAGUGAUGCAGAAAAUAAUUAUCUUCUUGCUCUCACUGAAAAGUAUACAGGGGAUUGUAUCUCAUACGGAAUAUGUUUUAUUGACACAUCAAUUGGGGUAUUUCAUUUAGGACAGUUUGUUGAUGACAGACACUCUUCACGUCUGAGGACUCUGUUUGCCCACCAUCCUCCUGUGCAGGUAUUGUAUGAGAAGAGAGCUUUGUCAGAAAAGACUUUGCAGUUGCUUAAUUCAUCAUUAGCUUCAGUACUAAAAGAAUCCCUUGCUUCUGAAACUGAAUUCUGGAAUUCUCACAAGACACUGACAACAUUGGCAGAAGGGGGUUAUUUCUCCUCAGAAUCUUCAGGAGUGAAGUGGCCAGAGACACUGAAGCAAUUUUUGAAUGAAGCUGAUACCUUGGGACUCACUGCCCAUGAUGAGUAUGAAUUAGCUGUGAGGGCACUUGGUGCUUGCGCUUGGUAUCUGAAGGAAAGUUAUUUGGAUCAGCAGCUGUUGUCCAUGGGAAGGUUUGAACUGUACCAGCCACAAGAUCUGGCAGGUACCAAGGAACCUGCUGCAACUGUUGUCCCUAUACCAUCCUUCAGCAGGCACAUGGUUUUGGAUGGCAUAACACUUCACAAUUUGAGCAUUCUUGAAGAUCAUUCUGGAGAAAAUGAUGGAACUUUACUGCAGAAACUGGACCUUUGCUGCACACCAUUUGGAAAGAGGUUAUUGCGUCAUUGGCUGUGCAGUCCCCUGUGUGACAUAGCUGGCAUUACAGCUCGACAAGAGGCUAUCACUUGGCUACUGAAGAAUCCUUCACUGAUUUCUGAAGCUAGAGACAUGCUUAGUCAGCUGCCAGAUUUAGAGAGGCUGCUUAGCAAGAUUCACACACAGGGAAAUGCAUUAAGAAGCAAAUCACAUCCAGAUAGCCGAGCAAUUUUCUUUGAGGACCGUAUAUACUCAAAAAGGAAAAUUCUAGACUUCAUAUCAACUUUGGCAGGUUUCAAGUCUGCAGAGAAGAUAGUUUCAUUAUUUCAAGAUGAACAUGUAACAUUGAGUUCAAAGUUGUUGGUGCAGUGUACUAGUAAUAAGCAGCAGAAUCCAGCUGGGUCAUUUCCUAAUCUGACAGAAGCUCUUCAUUUUUUUGAGACUGCAUUUGAUCAUGAAGAGGCCAAGGAGUCUGGUCGUAUCAACCCAAGUAAAGGUGUUGAUCCAGAAUAUGAUUCUGUGGUAGAAGAAUUACAGGAAUUAAAAACUGAUUUAGAUGAAUACCUCAACAGCCAAAAGAAGUAUUUUGGAUGUAAGGUGACUUAUUGUGGAUCUGACAAGAAGAGAUUCCAGCUUGAAGUUCCUGAUUCAUUUACCAAGAAAGCUGGAAAAGGUUAUGAAUUGCAGGGACAAAGAAAAGGAUUCAAGAAGUACUGGACUUCAGAAACUAAGAAUUUGCUGUCUCGUCAAAUUGCUGCAGAAGAACAUGAGAAAAAUGUUUUAAAAGAUCUGAAUCGCAGGAUAUUUGCUAGAUUUAGUUCAGACUAUGAAAUAUGGAAUGCAGCAGUACAGUGUCUGUCUGUGUUGGAUGUUCUCCUGUCUCUUGCUGAAUAUGCUCGCAGUGAAGGUGGUGAAACUUGCAUACCAGAGUUUGUUAUAUCAUCAGGAGAAAUGAAGCCCUUUUUGAAGAUCACAGAUGGUCGCCAUCCUUGUGUUUCAUCAAUAGAUGGAUUCAUUCCAAAUGAUACUGUGAUUGGAUGUGGAGAAGAUGAAGCUAGUCUGGUUCUAGUAACUGGACCAAAUAUGGGAGGAAAGUCUACUCUUAUGCGGCAAGUUGGGCUUCUGGUUGUAAUGGCACAUAUGGGUUGCCAUGUCCCAGCUGCAGUGUGUCAGCUCAGCCCUGUAGAUCGCGUAUUCACUCGUCUGGGUGCAAAUGAUAACAUCAUGGCAGGAGAGAGCACUUUUUAUGUGGAGUUGAGUGAGACUGCAGCAGUUUUGCAUCAUGCAACAAAACAUUCCCUUGUUUUGGUAGAUGAACUGGGACGUGGUACAUCGACAUAUGAUGGUACUGCAAUUGCUGCAUCUGUUGUGCAGGAAUUGGGUAAUUUGGGAUGCCGAACGUUGUUUUCUACACAUUACCACACCUUGGUAGAAGACUUCAGACAUUCACUAAAUAUCACAUUGGGCCAUAUGGCAUGCAUGGUGGAAAAUGAGAAUGAAGAAGAUCUGUCAGAGGAAACUGUGACUUUCCUUUAUAAGUUUGCAUCUGGUGCUUGUCCAAAGUCUUAUGGUUUUAAUGCUGCUCGUCUUGCUGGAAUUCCAUCUGGUAUCAUUCACACAGGCUACAACAAAGCUGUCCAACUUGAGAAAGAAGGGGAUAAAAGAAAAUUGUUCCAGCAUUUAUUCGGUAAAAAACAGAAGCCAUUAGAUAUAGCUUCACUUAUAGAACAGGUUCGGAUAACACUUUGAAUAUCCUUUGAUAUGCAAGAAUAUUGUUUUCUUAACAUCUUUAUAUUUUAGAUUAAACACUUUUCUUUUUCAUUUACAGCUGUAUAAUUGUAAGUUACAGAAGGAAUUGUGAAUGGUCUUCAAGUGUGCCAUUCAUUAAUUUCAAAAAAAAAAAAUCAUACAAGUGUAAAGAUAUUUCUAGAUUGAACCACUCACAUCCAUUGUCCUCCCAGACAUACUUUAAACAGGUACUUCAUCAUUCUGUAUAAUUAUUUAAUACUCAUACAAUUCAUAUUAUUUAGUGAAGUGUGCUAUGUCAGGUUGAAUAAUUCAUUGUUCCUUCUGUUACCAUAUUCAUAUACAGAAAAAAUGUCUUAUUAAAUCAGUAUUUGUUGUCUGUAUAUUUAUUUUUACAUGAUAUCUGGUAAUCUUUGUUAAGUAAUUGGAGAAUAGUACAAAUAAUGUCAAGCAUUUACACUAUAUUGAUAUACCACAGAGAUGACGAUAAGAAUAUAUUAUUUUUGUGAGUGUUUAAAAUUAUGAAAUGAAAAAGUUA